This is a messenger RNA of Oncorhynchus keta (chum salmon), 1321 nucleotides long. Its product is annotated as PHD finger protein 21B-like. The record is from RefSeq and is a predicted model, not a curated record. Lineage: Eukaryota; Metazoa; Chordata; Actinopteri; Salmoniformes; Salmonidae. The transcript has 4 exons. Bases 51 to 497 code for a protein of 148 amino acids.
GGGUCUGGGUUUGCACCAAGUGUCAGAAGAAGGUUCUGAACAAAGAGAACAUGUCGUGGCCACAGAACUUUGUCCAGUCCUAUGUGACACACAAGACGGUGAGAGAGGGGGAGAAGAGGAGUCUACUCAGGAGGAAUGUAGAGCUGAAGAAGGAGUGUGCUCACCUGGAGGAACAGGAUCAGCAACUCAGCAAGUCCCUCACGCAGAAGGUGAUGGGCGUGCGGGAGCGUCUGAUUGGUCAACAGAGGGACACCCAGUCCUCCCUGGAGCGUCUCAAGGCUCUGAUUCGUCUGAUCCAAAGAGACCAGAUGAUCCAGGUUACCAUGACAGCCACCGCCACCACCACCGGAGUGUCCCUGCUCUCCCUGCCCUGGAUCAAACCCUCCGGCGCCGCCACACACACAGUGCCCCCUGCUGGACCGUCUAUGCUACUGCAGCAGAAGACUCUGGUCAUGCCACAGUCUCAGACACAGAGCCAGGCUCAGGGCAAUGUCUGAGCUCUAGUAGUACCACCCCAGCCCAGCAGGGGGCCACAGUUCACAGUCCAAGGUUGCGCCACAAAUGGCACUCUAUUCCCUAUAUACUGUAGAACUUUUAAUAAACAGACCCAUAGGGGAAGUUUCAAAUACAUGUCCAUUUGACAUCAGAGCCCUGGUCUAAAGUAGUGUACUAUAUAGGGAAUAGGGCUCUGUCUAUAGUAGUGUACUAUAUAGGGAAUAGGGCCCUGGUCUAUAGUAGUGUACUAUAUAGGGAAUAGGGCUCUGGUCUAAAGUAGUGUACUAUAUAGGGAAUAGGGCCCUGGUCUAAAGUAGUGUACUAUAUAGGGAAUAGGGCUCUGUCUAUAGUAGUGUACUAUAUAGGGAAUAGGGCUCUGUCUAUAGUAGUGUACUAUAUAGGGAAUAGGGCUCUGGUCUAAAGUAGUGUACUAAAUAGGGAAUAGGGCUCUGGUCUAAAGUAGUGUACUACAUAGGGAAUAGGGCUCUGGUCUAAAGUAGUGCACUAUAUAGGGAAUAGGGCUCUGGUCUAAAGUAGUGCACUAUAUAGGGAAUAGGGUUCUGGUCUAUAGUAGUGCACUAUAUAGGGGGGAAUUAGGGCUUUGGUCUAAAGUAGUGCACUACAUAGGGAAUAGGGUGCCAUUUGGGACUUAGACGAAGUAUCCAUGCCACGUGGCCACCUGUCACAGAGACAUUGAAGACAGCGGGGUUUUUUUAAGAAGAAGAAGUCAGAGACUCCAUUGAAACCAUUGAAUAUCAGUGAACCGUACGGUAGAAGAGCUGGAGGGGGAUGAACGAGAAACACACAAAAAAAAAAACACAUCUUC